AGCCCCGCCUUUUCCGGCGGGCCCCGCCUCCCCGUUGCCCCCGCCGCGGGCGCGCGAUGGAUUCGGGGUGCUGGUGGUUCGGCUGCGAGUUCGAGGAUUCGGUGUUCGAGGAGAGGCCGGAGCGGCGGUCAGGACCGCCCGCGUCCUACUGCGCCAAGCUCUGCGAGCCGCAGUGGUUUUAUGAAGAAACAGAAAGCAGUGAUGAUGUUGAAGUGCUGACUCUCAAGAAAUUCAAAGGAGACCUGGCCUACAGACGACAAGAGUAUCAGAAAGCACUGCAGGAGUAUUCCAGUAUCUCAGAAAAAUUGUCAUCAACCAAUUUUGCCAUGAAAAGGGAUGUCCAGGAAAGUCAGGCUCGGUGUCUGGCUCACCUGGGUAGGCAUAUAGAAGCGCUGGAGAUUGCUGCAAACUUGGAAAAUAAAGCAACCAACACAGACCAUUUAACCACGGUACUCUACCUCCAGCUUGCUAUUUGUUCAAGUUUGCAGAACUUGGAGAAAACAAUUUUCUGCCUGCAGAAACUGAUUUCUUUGCAUCCUUUUAAUCCUUGGAACUGGGGCAAAUUGGCAGAGGCUUACCUGAAUCUGGGGCCAGCUCUUUCAGCAGCACUUGCGUCAUCUCAGAAACAGCACAGUUUCACCUCAAGUGACAAAACUAUCAAAUCCUUCUUUCCACACUCAGGAAAAGACUGUCUUUUGUGUUUUCCUGAAACCUUGCCUGAGAGCUCUUUAUUUUCUGUGGAAGCGAGUAGCAGUAAUAGCCAGAAAAAUGAGAAAGCUCUGACAAAUAUCCAAAACUGUAUGGCAGAAAAGAGAGAAACAGUGUUGGUAGAGACUCAGCUGAAAGCAUGUGCCUCUUUUAUACGAACCAGGCUUCUGCUUCAGUUUACCCAACCUCAGCAAACAUCGUUUGCUUUGGAGAGGAACUUAAGGACUCAGCAGGAAAUUGAAGAUAAAAUGAAAGGGUUCAGCUUCAAAGAAGACACUUUGCUGUUGAUAGCUGAGGUUAUGGGAGAAGAUAUCCCAGAAAAAGUAAAAGAUGAAGUUCACCCAGAGGUGAAGUGUGUUGGCUCCAUAGCCCUGACUGCCUUGGUGACUGCAUCCUCAGAAGAAUUUGAAGACAAGUGGUUCAGAAAGAUCAAAGACCAUUUCUGUCCAUUUGAAAAUCAGUUCCAUACAGAGAUACAAAUCUUGGCUUAGUGGGUUAUAAAAAACAAAACCACAAAUAUCUUGUACUGUAUUAAUUGUCCUUGUUUACUUCAGACAGGAUCCAUUGCUAAUCAUGGAGUAUAAAUGAUUAUUUAUGUUUUAUAAAACUGGCUUCUGUCUCAAAUGAUUGCUACUGCAUUCAGUUUAUGUUUUGUUUUCUUUCUGGAUUUUUCCUGUCCCUUUAUAAGUACUGUAUCUUAGGCCUACUACCCCUUUAGAAGAUAAUCUGUUGGGGAAGUAUAUCAAGGAGGCUUUUAGAUUUGUGGUCUUUUAAAAACUGUUACUAUAUUAUAGCCAGCAGCAUAAGAAUCCACAUUGUUUAGGUAAAUUCAUUGGGAAUGACCAAGAAUGUUGAGAUGUGAAACUAAGCUGUUUCUAAAAAGGGUGUGCCAAGCACUGUGAAGGGUCUGAGAUCUUACCCUACUUGUAAGCUAACAGGUUAGCCUCUCCCACUUUUCAUGGAUGCUGGCAGAAAGGAGACUUCUGGGUCAGAGACAAAGGAUUUUAUGACCCAUGGCCCAGCAAGCAGUAUAAACUUCAGUGUAUUUGCAUCAGUUUCUCUUGCCUCCAAGUCCCAAGGGCACAUAAUGGUCACAGAAGGAAUGCCUACGUUCACAUACAAUGAAUGUGCAUUACCAUGUCUCGUGGUGCACACAUGACUGGUUGCCUUACAGGAGAGGAGUGCUGAGUUUGGGAAACUCUAGUCUUUGAUAAUGGGCAGUGAGCAUGCUUGCCCUUUGCUCCAGAGGUAGACGCUGUCUCCUUUUUAAGGCUGUUCGCCCUGCAGACAUCUUGGAGACGAUAGACUGAAACAAAGAACACCGAGUGCCUCUCUCACAAGAUGCACAGAAACACGAGAGAACUGUGGAGCUUUGUCUGCCAGGUCGAUCAUCCUGUCCUUUUUCAGCCACAUGAAUUUUAAUCACAGCCUGUAACAUCAUCAUAAAUACAAAGGGCCAUUACCUUAGUGAAUUAGCUGGGAUGGAAGAGCUCGCUGAUGAGGAAUUUAAUAAUAAAUCAAAAACUUCAGCAAAUGUUGUCCUGCACAGCUUUUUCUUUUUCUUCCUUUUUUUUUUUUUUUUUUUUUGAGACAGAGUCUUGCUCUUGCACAGGCUGGAGUGCAGUGGUGUGAUCUCGGCUCGCUACAACCUCUGCCUCCCGGGUUCAAGUGAUCCUCCUACCUCACCCUCCUGAGUAGCUGGGAUUAGAGGCAUGCACCAACAUGCCUGGCUAAUUUUUGUAUUUUUGUCCUGCAUAGCUUUUAUUUGAUGUCUCUCAGCAGAGGAAGAGAAUGCCAGCCAUGGGCUAAAAGGUGCAGUCAUCAGGGUUUCCCUUCCACACUCUUCUGUCUCACUCGCCCUUUCUAGUACUCUCCUCAAAACAGGCAAAGAACUGCUCUUAUAUUUUGAACAACUCUUUUUUUUUUUUUCUUUUUGAGAUGGAGUCUCACUCUGUUGCCCAGGCUGGAGUGCAGUGGCACGAUUGCGGCUCACUGCUGCAACCUCUGCCUCCCAGGUUCAAGCAAUUCUCCUGCCUCAGCCUCCCAAGUAGCUGGGAUUACAGGCAUGCACCACCACGCCCGGCUAAUUUAUGUAUUUUUAGUAGAGAUGGGGUUUCGCCAUGUUGGCCAGGCUGGUCUCAAACUCCUGACCUCGUGAUCCGCCUGCCUCGGCUUCCCAAAGUGCUGGGAUUACAGGCGUGAGCCACUGCGUCCACCUGAACAGUUCUUUUAGUGACUUCAAUAGCAUGACCAGCAAUUGCACGUUUAGUCUUUAAUGUGAAGCCAAAGACUGUAUAUAAUUAGUAGACGUUUCAAUUUUAGGAAUUAAAAAUUGUGAAAAUCCUUCCACUGCA
Symphalangus syndactylus (siamang) is the source of this 3062-nucleotide messenger RNA. It is a transcript of the gene C7H8orf76, whose product is annotated as chromosome 7 C8orf76 homolog. The record is from RefSeq and is a predicted model, not a curated record. Gene Ontology annotation, molecular function: protein binding. NCBI's taxonomy places the organism in Eukaryota, Metazoa, Chordata, Mammalia, Primates, Hylobatidae.